GCGACUUCUUGUUGGCCACCUACAACCGCCAACCGUCCCCCCAGCAACCACGAAUUCGUCUUCGCUCGCGCCCUCAAGACAGAAUCUUUCUAAGAGUCUAUCCUUGAAGCGAAGACUCAGAGCUGUCCGCCACUGUACUUACCAUUCUAGCCACUCCAUACCUACCCAGCCAGCUAGGCUACUCCACCUCUAGUAUCGUCCAACCUGUUACUGGAUCGUACCGCUUGAUCAUAGAGUUCUCGGGGGACGCCGGUGAGAGGGUCUCGAGUUACCCUGUUGCCCUUCCGCAAAUGAUCGAGGCGAAGCCAAACUUAAUGACCAUACCGGCUGAGUUGCGAUUGCAAAUUCUUCGAUGCCUUCUCCACGUCAUAUUCUACAUCCUACUCUUCCCAUCAGAUAGUGGUACCCUCUCUCGCAUCGAACGUAUCAGCCAAAGGAAACCUCUAUACCCCUCGAUCCUCUUAGCUUGCAAGCAGCUCCAUGAUGAAGGUACUUUGAUUCUUUACGGCGAGAACAUUUUCAUGCUCACCGUCAAGUACAUCCCUUCUGUCCAGCGCAGACUGCCAACAUACUGGCCAUAUAUCCGCAUUGCCUUCAUCUCUCUUCCAGAACUCAGUAUGUCGGUGCUCAAACUUCCGCCUAGAAUCCGCAUUCUUAAGCUCUACCUGAACUACGGUCAGUCAAAGCUAGCGAGGCGGUGCUCAAAUUCGGCUUCGGAGCAGGCUACGCAGGUUCUAGACAAGAUUCGAGAGCUGAAGGAUGGGGGUCUGAAGAAGAUUGUGUUUGACGAGGAAUACUUCAAUAUGGGGAAGAUGAAGGAUGCGAUGCUGGAGGCGCUUGAAAUUUAAAUGCUUCCGCUGGAGGAUUCGUCUUAGUGUUGGUUUGAUUGGGCCAACGCUGGAUUUCAGGGCGUUGCUGUGGGCUCCAAUGGAAUUAUACCUAACUAGCAUGGCUUGUCUUAAGUUAUCAAUCCUAUCAAUGUUAC
Messenger RNA from Lindgomyces ingoldianus, 985 nucleotides. RefSeq lists its product as uncharacterized. Bases 291 to 848 code for a protein of 185 amino acids. NCBI's taxonomy places the organism in Eukaryota, Fungi, Ascomycota, Dothideomycetes, Pleosporales, Lindgomycetaceae. The transcript has 2 exons. The record is from RefSeq and is a predicted model, not a curated record.